UGAGAGAUUGCCGCAAUAUUGAGAUACUGAAGUGACUAGGCCUAACUAGGUGUCGAUACCAGAUGCCCAACAAAAAUUUGCAAUGGGUUUUGAAAAACACAAAGAUGACAAAAGAUGGAAAAGGUGCAGCUACCAUUCGUAGGCGUAAAAUGAAACAUGCACCAGAAGAACUUGACCAGGCUAGGAACAGUACAAAGGUUAAUGCCGCCAACCUCCCUGAAGAUGAGACGAUUUACAACAAAGAAGAAGAGGAGGGUUAUUUAUUUGAUGAUGAAAUUUUAGGCCCAUCAAUCAUUAAGAUGAUCAUGUCAUCAGAGAAAAAGCUGUUCAGUGGCCUGAUAGCCCUACGAAUUGUAAAUGCUCUCUUUAUCCAGACAUCUUAUGUACCAGAUGAGUACUGGCAGUCCUUAGAAGUUUCACAUAAUAUGGUAUUCAGUUAUGGAUAUCUGACGUGGGAGUGGAUACAUGGUUUACGAACAUAUCUGUAUCCUUCGAUGUUUGCAGUUUUGUAUAAGUUUCUGGCUCUACUUGGUUUAGACCACAGAUUACUAUUGAUAAAGUUACCUAGGAUCCUACAGGGAGUGAUAGCAGCUUGGGGUGAUUUAUAUCUGUACAAGCUCAGCUGGAAGCUAUCAGACCGAGCUACAGCUCAGUGGACCUUGUUUUGUCAGAUCACCUCCUGGUUUACUCUUUACUGCUGCACCAGAACGCUGACAAACUCCAUGGAAUCUGUGUUGGUUACAGCUGCAUUGUAUUACUUCCCAUGGCCAAAUAUAAGAGAUGGGAAGAAAUCCAGUGCCUGGAAGUUUGUGACUCUGGCUGUCCUGUCAGUGCUGAUAAGACCAACAGCUGCUGUUACCUGGGUACUUAUGUGCUCAUGGCACAUGCAGCUGAAUGUUUCUAAACUGUGGAAAACCAUCAAAGUUUAUCUCCAGUAUGGGUCUGUCCUCCUGCUAGUAAGUAUACUGGUUGACAGGAUUUUCUAUGGUGACUGGAUACUAGUUCAGUACAACUUCCUGGAGUUCAAUGUUCUUCAUGGAGGCUCGGCUUUCUAUGGCAGUCACCCCUGGCACUGGUACAUUACACAGGGCUACCCAGUCAUCAUGGCCACCCAUCUGAUCCCAUUUCUGAUUGGUGGGUGGUAUGCAAAAAACAAAGUGCUGCUGAUGUUGAUCAUAUGGAAUAUAUUUAUUUACAGUUUCCUAGCCCACAAAGAAUUCAGGUUCUUGCUACAAAUUCUACCCAUAUCAAUGCAUUAUUGUGGCGUUUUCUUCCAAACCUUGUGCAAGAAGCCUCGCCUGAAGAAAAAGAAACACAAGGCCACAAAAAAUACUGAAAACAAUGUAAAAUGUGACAGCGGUGAACAGGGUCACACACCAGCUGAAACUCAGGAACCUGGGCCAGAUCAUACAAAGCACUCAGAAAGUACAGAGACUAGAGACAUUCUUGGAAAUGUAGAGAGUACAACAACAAAAUUUCAAACCAGUGAAGAGGAGUCUAAUGUCAACCCUCAGAUUGCUCAGGAAAUGAAGCACAAAAGCAAUCUGAUGAAAGCUUGGAUACUUGUGAUGGUGUUCCUUGUUGUCAAUAUUCCAGCUGCUGUAUAUUUUGGUCUCAUUCACCAAAGAGGGACGGUAGUUGUCAUGAAAUUUCUGUACGAUGAGAGCUUUGAGAAAAAUAUGGAUGUAUUAUUUCUCAUGCCGUGCCACUCAACACCUUAUUACAGUUAUCUACACAGAAAUGUCUCCAUGAGAUUCUUGACUUGUGAACCAAACCUCUCCAAGAAGGAGCACUACAUAGAUGAGGCUGAUGAUUUCUACAAUGAUCCUCUGCACUGGCUGAAGAAAGAAUACCACUUUCAAGGGAAAUCCCCACCUAGUCAUAUUGUGUACUUUGACAGAUUGAAGUUGGACAUUUCACAGUUUCUGACCCAGACAGGGUACAAUCACUGUGGGACUUUUUUCCACACACAUCUCCCGGAUGGGAGGGUAGGGAACACUGUGCUCGUUAGCUGUAGGUGAUAAUGAAUUGAUAUUUAUAUUGAUAUUUUUCUAGUGAUAUUUUUAAAACAAGGUUAUAAAUUAUUUUGGAUGAAUACUGUGAUGUGUUUUACCCACCUGGAAAAGGUGUAUUAAAGGGACUGAUUCAUGAUUUUACCCAAAAUUUUGUUUUUCACUUUUAAUGAUCAAAAUCUACUGUCUAAUGUGUUUGAAAGAUUUCACAUGAUAAUUAAGGUUAUACAUCAUCACAGAAACUCAUUUUAGAGAGUUUAUUAUUUGUUAUGUAAACAAAGAUUACGGUAUGCUAUUGUUACGAAAUUUUCAAAAGAAACGGAUAUCGAUCUAAGUAUUAUUAUAUCUCACAUUUCAAGCAUUUUUGGGGUGAAGUGUGUCAUCUAAAAGUUAGAAUUUGUGACUAUGCAAAAUUAAGAUGCAUUAAAUUACAAAAUCAAUAUUUCACUUGUUUGUUUACAUAAAAAGACUCAAGUCUUUGUUUACAUAACACAUUUAAGGCUAAAAUAUUGCUUUCAUUCUUGCAUUCAGAAGGUCAAAAUUUUGGCAGUCAACAUUAAAUGAGUUAUAUUUCUAAUGUUUACCAUCAAAAAUGAAAAAUAUUUUUAUCAAAAAUCGUGAACCAGUCCCUUUAAACUACAAAUAUGUAUAUCAAGAUAUUUCUAGAAUAGAUAUUGUGCAGGACCAGUGGUAGAUAUGCAUGUGUAUAAAGGUGUAAUCCAAUGUUCUAUAACUCAAAAUUCCCAGUUCUCUUUUGGGGAGAAUCUACAGUUAUAUAAUAUGGUCACUUCAAAUUGACAAAAAUAUACUUUACUUCAACAUCAACAGAAAGGCAGUAUUGGUUCAUCAAAUAUAUCAAAUAGUUGCUGUUUUUAUUAAAGUCCUUUCUAGAUGGAUAAUACAUGUACUCUUUAACAUGAAAGACAAGCACAGAAUACACAUGUAUAUCUAUGCACAUGAAUUUCAAAAUAGAAUUGGGUUAUUUGGGAGGGGGGAUACACUACAUGAAAGUAUUCUUUUGGCAUGACUACAUAUCCAUGGUUUUUACUAACCACUGUGCUACCAAGGUAAGAAAAAAAAAAUUACAAACAUCCUGAACCUCCAUUCAGUAUUACCAGAAUCAUUGUCCAUCAUCCUAGCAUCAGUAUCCAGAUAUGCCUCAAAAUUUAACCACCUGCCUUUCACAGAAGGUCUACUUGAACUGGAAUUUAGAGGUUUCUUGCAGACAAUCUAAUAGGAUGACAACCUAACCUACUGGGGAAGACAAUCUGUAUGUCUGUUAAAGGUUAGUAUACCUAUACAUGGUCCAGCACAAUUGGUAACAAAGACAUUGAACUUCUGGACUAAUCUUAUUCUGGUGUGAAUACAGGACAUUGAAAUAAUGGUGAGGAAUAUUUGGAUCACUUCCAGUGCAAAAAAAAAAGAAGCAAAAAGUAAAAUCUUGAAUAUUUUAGAGUUUACAGUGUAUACAUAAACAUUCAUGUAACCUAACCGAACUGCUGGUGAUUUUUGUUAGUGCUACAGGGUUUGGGGAAACUCUGUUAAAAAACAUUAUUAAAGGUAUACCUAUCCGAUAUAGUUUAUAUUUCUGACAAUUUUGAUUGGUGUGUUAUACCUGCUUAAGAUCUUUAAUGAAUUUUAUUUUUAAUAAGAUUGAAAAACCAAGAUACAAUGAGGUGGUUUUAUGAAGUUAUGUAAUGUUUUGGGUCACUUUAUUUUUUUGUAUAUAUUAGUAUACUAGUACAUAUAUUUGAAAAUAUGUGUUGCAUCGAAACUUUUUCUCUCAAUGAAGGUAGAUUAAUGACAUUGAUUUUUACUAAAAUGUUUGUAUCCCUUUUCAUUUUGUGCCAUUGUUGUCACAUAAGUUUUGCAUCAUUUGGAGCAAUGUUGAGAGCUAUUUUUUGCUGAUAAAUUUCCUAGUACUGCUCUAUACAUGUAUGAAGAUAUCGAAUAUGGAGUUAACACUGGAGUGAUGCACAAUCAAUAUUUUCAUUGUUAUUUUUGUAUUGAUACUUUAGUUUAUUGAUUAACAUUCUCGGAAAUUAGAUACAAAUGUUUAAAUAUGAAUUAGGAUUUGUGUGUAUGAAUGCAUUAUUUUAAUCAAUGACAAACAAGAUGACAUGUAAAUUGAAAGUUUUCAUGAAUAAUAUUUAUGUGAAAAGUUGAUUUAGCAAGGGCAAGUGAAAUGCAUCUUUUCUUAAGUAAAUAAUUUAGUCCUUUCCAAGAGGAGAUGGUCAGAUACCCUAAUUCAGGUCUUGGUUAGGGAGGUUGGAUCAGAUGAAUCCUUUUAAGAAGAAAAUCUAAAUAAUUUGUCUUUUCUGAUAAUCUUUCAAACUGUCAUCAUGAUGAGUAUAAUAUGACAUUUACUCAGUAUUUAAAAUUUUGGAUAAUCUAAAAACCUGCAUAUACUUAAUUAGUUUGUAAACAUUUAUAUACAUGUACUACCCUAUAGAAUUUCAUAUUUAUUGGUAGGACACCUGAAAUCGUAAGAUAAAAUGUCAAAACUAUUCAACUGUUUUCGGAUAAAAAAAUGUAAACGUGCACAUUUUUGUAUCAUUUUCCUCUUCCCAAAUCAAUCUUUGUGAACAAAAUUCAUAUUGUUACAUGUACCACAUAUGCAUUAUCUAAAGAUAUGCCAAAGGUAAAAAUAUCAAUUCACAUUAAAGUUACUCCAUGUUUAUGAAAUAAAGUUCAAUUACAAACAUUUAUUGAAAUUAAGUUUUUGGUUCAAAAUGCUGACAGAGUAUAAAACCUUACAGCUUUUUCAAGAAAGAAUCGCUGCUAAAACAUGUUUCAUAGAAUUUUUCAUUUACAUGUACUGUAUAACUCUUGUGCUAUUAUAUAAUACAUGCACUUGAUAUGCAUUAUAAAUGUGCAAUGAUGUAGCAUUUUGAUAACAUGUUUUGUAUGAAAUGUUUGUUACGUUUGAAUCUUAAUUGCUAAACCACCGGGACAUUUGAACCGCAAAUUCUUUAAUACCUGAUGCAACUUUUGUAUGUACAUGUGUCUAACAAAUAUAUUUGAGGCAUUCGAAAUUAAUUGUUUUUCAUUCUGUUCUGCCUCAAGAUAAAUCUAUGAUCAAGUUGUAUUACGAGUUCCACUGUGUAUGGACCUUGUCUUAGAAAAUGACAAGAUUUGUUUGAAUAAACCAUGAAAAAUACUGUAUACUGGGAAAUUUUUACCGUAAAAUUUUAAAAAAUGGUUUUUACCGAAUUUAAGAUUUGCCAACAAUUCUCUUUUUUUUUUUUUUUUUCAUCUUUAAAAUUAUACAGCUUUUGUUAGCUUGUCCACUUAAUAUAUAUUCACUCACAAAGGGAUAAAGUGAAAUGGAUAGAAAUACAACAUUGGUGAAGUUUUCCUAGUACAGUUGCAUGUAUACAAUACUGGUACCAUUUUAAAAAAAAAUAUAUGUUCAGAUAUUUUUAAAUAUAGAAAAUGCAAAGCAAUGCAAGUAAAUGAUUUUUAUAAAAGUAAUCAGUGUUAAUCAAGACUUAUUUUUGUCAUAUACAGGCAGCCAUUUUCUGUGAUCACAUUGAGCAAAAAACACUGCACAUCAGUGCUUCUCGUAGUUGUGCAAUAUGAAUACAUUACUUGUAGUUGUGCAAUAUAAAUACAUUACUUGUAGUGCAGAAUGAAUAAAAUAGUAUAAAUUUCA
This is a messenger RNA of Ostrea edulis (European flat oyster), 5667 nucleotides long. RefSeq names its product GPI mannosyltransferase 3-like. Bases 63 to 2021 code for a protein of 652 amino acids. Gene Ontology annotation, biological process: GPI anchor biosynthetic process. Lineage: Eukaryota; Metazoa; Mollusca; Bivalvia; Ostreida; Ostreidae. The transcript has 8 exons. The record is from RefSeq and is a predicted model, not a curated record. Gene Ontology annotation, cellular component: endoplasmic reticulum membrane. Gene Ontology annotation, molecular function: alpha-1,2-mannosyltransferase activity.